Molecule: messenger RNA, 2774 nt
Organism: Brassica napus (rape)
Lineage: Eukaryota; Viridiplantae; Streptophyta; Magnoliopsida; Brassicales; Brassicaceae
Product: loganic acid O-methyltransferase-like
Exons: 3
Coding region: 1556-2641 (361 amino acids)
Biological process (GO): methylation
Molecular function (GO): S-adenosylmethionine-dependent methyltransferase activity
Source: RefSeq, a predicted model, not a curated record
AUGUUUAAAAACAAUAAUUUUUGUAUAGAAAAGUGAAAACAAACACCCGCGCGGUUGAUUGUAGUAGAGAGGUUAGUUUGUUACUGAGUUGAAUUAGUAUACUUUUAAAAAGAAAGUACCACAUGUAUUGUAGUUUUCUAAAAGUAGUAGAUAGCCUACUAGGACCACUGUAAUAAUAAUCACUGAUAUUCAUUAUUAGCUUAUAAUAUUUAUAAAACAUAUAUGUAGUAGAUGUCCAUUGAAUAUUGAAUAUGGUAAAACGGAAGUGUUUGAGCUCAGCUGCUGCUCAGUGAGUGAGAUUGAAUGAUUGAUUGUAGUAGAGAGGUUAGUUUGUUACUGAGUUGAAUUAGUUUAAAAACCAUCGGGUAUUUAUAAUUACCAAAAAAAGUUAUUUUAUUUCACUACAGUGAAGAUGCUGCCUAGUCUGAAUCUCAUAAUAUAUACUCAGAUUCCCAUUUCUUAGAAAUAUGACCAUUGUGGUUUGAGAAGAAAUUUAAUUGAUUUUUACAUCUAAAAUUGGUUACAAACUUACCAAUUAUGUUUUUUUGGAUGAUGACCAGAACAUAUAACAUAGUGGUCUGUGUUAUUAUCAUCUAGAUAUCACUUAUUUGAUUAAAUCCACAUUAUAUACGUCGUUGAUAAAAAUUGUUUAUAUGUGGUUUAUUCAGUUUUAGAGGGUUUCUCAUUUUUUAAUUCUUUCUAUCUGUAAUUUCAAUCUCUUAGUUUAUCUCUUAUAUGUCAAUGAUCUCCAUUUAGAAACUUAAAACAAAAAUUAGUGUUAAUGUUAUGUUGCUGUUGCAGUUAUAUAUACAGGAAAAUUAAUAGAAAAUGAAACAUUGUAUUAUGACCACAAAAAGGGAGUGAUUUGUUUAGACAAAAAGUGUUUUCGGUCUUAGGAAUAUAAUCUUUUCAAGAUGUAAAUCAAGACUAAAGUAAAUUAAUUCUCUCCCUAUGGAAGAAUGAGGUUGACACUAAACUAAUAAUAAAUAAAGUGUUAGUAUGUUAAAUUUCGGUUUGUGAUGGACUUCCAAUUUAAAACUAACUCGUGAUAAAUUGAUUGAAUUGUAAAUAUUACUUAUGUCUCAUUUAAUAAAUUUUCGAUGUGGGAGUUUAUAUUUUCGCAUCUUCUCUCGAGAUGAUAGUUCUUAUAACUGUUAAUCUCGACAAUAUCUUAGUGUAGGAUUCAAUUUGGCCAGACCGUCGGACCAUUUGAACCAUGCUGGUUUAAGAUUGAUCAGGCUUCUUUCGAUGGGUCAUAUUGAUUUCAGUACAGUUGGGCAGAGUAUUCCCGGAUUCUGAUACCGUUUUAAAUUUAGAUAUUUUAUAGACUUUCAAUUUAAAAUCAAUUGUCGAUAAGUGAAUUGGUACAGUUUUUUUAAAAAGUAUUAUUUAUGUUCCAGUUCCUAUGUGGGAACUUAUAUUCUUAUGUAGUAUUCCAGUUAUUGUUAAAAAAGGAUACAAUGUAAGCACUGGGUGUUAAGUGCAUUGCCUAUAUAACUGAUAGGCAGCAGCGAGUCUACACCCAAAGUAUAGAAGAAAAGGACCAAAAAUUAUAAUGGGGCAAGUAGAGAUUGUUCUUAAUUCACUUCCUAUGAGUGGAGGAGAUGGCCCUGACAGCUACUCUAAGAAUUCCCAUCUGCAGAGAAGAUCAGCGAGUUUGUUGAGAGAGACAAUAGACAAACUGAUAAUGGAAAAAAUUGAUGCAAGAACCCUAAUCUCAUGCACCAACACGUUCCACAUAGCCGAUCUUGGUUGUGCAACUGGACCAAACACAUUCUUUCUCGUAGAAGACAUCAUCAAAUCCGUUGACACCAGCUUACAAUCAAACUCCACAAAACCAGACUUCCUCGUCUUCUUUAACGACCUCCCAAGUAACGACUUCAACACUCUCUUCACCUCUCUUCCUCCAGACCGGAGUUACUUUGCGGUCGGUGUCCCCGGUUCGUUCUAUAGCCGUAUUCUUCCUCAAUCCUCCGUUCAUAUUGUACUGACGGUGGGGGCCACACACUGGCUUUCAAGUGUUCCUAAGGAGGUCUUGGACAAAAGCUCCAAGGCGUGGAAUAAAGGAAAGGUUCACUACUCAAAUGCUUCGGAGGAAGUGGUCAAGGCUUAUGAAGAGCAGUUUGGUCGGGACAUGGAAAGGUUUCUAGAAGCUAGGGCUAAAGAAAUCGUGAGUGGAGGUCUUUUGGUUGUUGGAAUGUGUGGAAUUCCUCUAGGAAUGCCUUUCUCCAAUCUUGCCGACAGUAUCAUGUAUAAUUCCAUGGCUGAUGUUCUCAUUCAAAUGCAAUCCCAGGGUUUAAUCAGCGAAGAGCAAGUGGAUACGUUCAACGUACCGAUCUACUCGGCGUCGCCUGAGGAGGUAGCAGUCUUGGUAGAGAAAAAUGGCUGCUUCACUGUCGAAUUUAUGGAGCUGAUGGACCCCACGGCCUGGCUAAAACGGCCAAUGGACGUGGAGGAUGUGAGGCAAUGGAUUGUUUGCAUAAAGGCCACAAUGGGAUCUCUCUUCAUCAAUCAUUUCGGUGACCAUCUCCUCGAUGACAUCUUCGACCGUCUCACCACCAAGCUCGUCGGACUCACCGAGAAGGUUGAAUCUAGUUACCGUGAGAAAGUCAUGUUAUUCUUUGCGUUGAAAAGAAAAUGAAUUUUUAUUUGACAAGUUUUUUUUUGUAUGUGUGUGUUUUGUUUAAUGGUUUGAUUGGUUUAAUCCGGAAGAGGGGUCAGAUAUUGGGUAUACAGUUGUGUGUUUCGCUAAUAUGAAAUGUUUGUUUUUCUAA